Molecule: messenger RNA, 1866 nt
Organism: Ambispora gerdemannii
Lineage: Eukaryota; Fungi; Glomeromycota; Glomeromycetes; Archaeosporales; Ambisporaceae
Source: the annotation of a GenBank genome assembly
AUGAGCCGCCGUGAAGAUUUUGAGGCUCAGCCGUUCAAUUCAGGAAGUGUUGAACAUGGGAGUAAUAAUAAUAAUGCCAUUAUGAAUAUGCCCUUUAACGAUGAUGCGUUACGAAUAUGCCAUUAUUGGAUGAUGGAAUUUCAUUUAGCAGAUAUGGCGCAAGAUACAAAAGCUUCUACCUUAUUAACAGGAGCACAAAUUAUCGCAAAAACAUUGAAACGGCAGAAUGUGACGGUGGUUUUUGGGAUUGUUGGGAUUCCUGUUAUUGAGGUCGCUGAAGCUAUUAUCGCUGAAGAUAUAAAAUUCAUUGGUUUUAGGAAUGAACAAUCGGCAAGUUAUGCUGCAAGCGCUUAUGGAUAUUUGACAGGAAGAGCUGGCGUAUGUCUAGUGGUUGGGGGACCAGGAGUAGUGCAUGCAUUGGCCGGUGUAGUUAAUGCACAGGUGAAUUGUUGGCCAUUACUUUUACUAGCCGGAUCUUCGGAUACAUAUCAAGUGGGAAUGGGCGCGUUUCAAGAAUUAGAUCAAGUGUCUUUGUGCCAAUUGAGUACAAAAUAUUCAGUAAGACCUCCAUCAAUCAGUAGAAUUCCGAGCAUAAUAGAAAAAGCUUUACGCACAUCAGCAUAUGGAAGACCUGGUCCUGUUUAUGUGGAUCUUCCGGCUGACUAUAUUCAAGGAAAGAUCGAGAGUGAUAAUGGUCUAAAUUUUCCAGGACCGAUUCCUGAGCCACCCAAAUCAUUAUCUGAUCCUGCGAGUGUACAAGCAGCAGUGGCAUUAAUAACAAAUGCUAAAGCGCCUUUAAUCAUUAUUGGAAAAGGAGCAUCAUUUUCACGUGGGGAAAAAGAAAUUUUAGAAUUUAUUAAUAAGAUGGGUAUACCGUUUCUUCCAACCCCGAUGGGAAAAGGGGUUGUUCCCGACUCGCACAUCUUAGGAGUAGCAGCCGCUAGAUCACAAGCGUUAGCAGGCACCGAUCUAAUUUUAUUAUUUGGCGCAAGAUUAAAUUGGAUUCUGCACUUUGGUUUACCGCCAAAGUACAAUAAAAACGUAAAAGUGAUACAAGUUGACAUUUACCCCGAAGAACAUCACAAUAAUCGUCGUGCCGAUGUCUCAUUACUCGGACAUCUUCCGCUUAUCGUUUCACAACUCCAAUCAGCGUUACCACCCUCUUACAAGUAUCCAUCAUCGUCGCCAUAUCUUGUUGAGUUACGGCAGAAAAUCGAGGCAAAUAUUAUCGCGACAGAGAAAAAAUUCAAGGACGAUGAGCUUCCGAUGAGUUAUCAUCGUGCUUUUUGGGAGAUUAAGAAACGGUUGCCGGCUAAAGAUGUGGUGUUUGUUAGCGAGGGAGCUAAUACGAUGGAUAUUGCGCGAUCGAUUUUUGAUGUACAAGAACCGAGGUGUAGAAUAGAUGCUGGGACGUUUGCAACCAUGGGUGUUGGAAUGGGAUUUGCUAUAGCUGCUCAAGUACAUUAUCCAAAUAAACGUGUUGUUGCAAUUGAAGGCGAUUCCGCAUUUGGAUUCAGUGCCAUGGAAAUAGAAACAGCCAUACGGGCAAAACUUCCCCUCUUAAUAAUCAUUAUCAACAACAAUGGAAUCUACAAAGGUCUAGACACAACAGACUAUACGGCAAUUCCCGAAAAUCGAUUACCCUCCACCGCACUACUGCCCGACGUACGAUACGAGUUGAUAGCGGAGUCUUGUGGCGGCGUUGGAUUUCUUGUAAAGACACCCGAAGAACUUGGGUACGCUAUUGAUGCUGCACUUGCGAAAGACCUUGCAGGAAAGUGUGUGGUGGUUAAUGUGUUGAUUAAGCCUGGGGGAAAUAAGAAACUUGAAUUUGGCUGGCUUCAGACAUUAAAGCCAAAGAUUUGA